Molecule: messenger RNA, 1606 nt
Organism: Oppia nitens
Lineage: Eukaryota; Metazoa; Arthropoda; Arachnida; Sarcoptiformes; Oppiidae
Product: peroxisomal N(1)-acetyl-spermine/spermidine oxidase-like
Exons: 3
Coding region: 129-1589 (486 amino acids)
Molecular function (GO): polyamine oxidase activity
Source: RefSeq, a predicted model, not a curated record
UGAUAUGUGAAAAUAUUGAAUCAUUUAGUCUCAUACCUCAUACAAAAUCAUUAUAAAUGUAUGAAAUUUAAGAUAAUUAAAAGUUUAGUCUCUAUUAUUACCUUUAAUAAUCAUAUAAUUAAAAAACAAUGUCUAACUCUCAAGUAUCCAGUGAUGUCAUUAUAAUAGGUUGUGGUAUUAGUGGACUCAGUGUUGCCUAUCAUUUACUGUUCAAUGAAUUUUCCGGUCGGAUAAUAAUAUUAGAGUCGCGGCCCAGUAUUGGUGGUCGGAUAACGUCGACAUUUACCAAAUAUGAGAACCAUAGGAUAGAAUUGGGUGCCAAUUGGAUCCACGGAAUUAUGGGAAAUCCUAUCUAUGAUUUGGCUCUCAAACAUAAACUUAUUGAUCAAUAUUCAGGUAAUUCUGGAAAACAUUUGGUUGAGGCCCGGACUCUGACCGACUUGGAGGGAACCGUCAGAUAUGAUAAUUCAGUUGGAAAACGAUUAAAAGCGGACAUCGAUUCAUGGAUUUCGAGCUUAAAAGAUGUUGACGAAGAAGGAAAACAAUUAAGAAAAAGUGUAUUCAAUACACUACUUAAUAGAGAGACCUGUAUAUCGGGUUGUCAUUCAAUGAACGAAAUGAGUCUCAAAGACUUUGGUUCCUAUACUGAACUUCCCGGCGGUAACACAACUGUUCCGAAGGGAUUCAAUAAAAUACUUAAUUGUAUUUUAGAAGAAAUUGAUGACAAUGUCUCCAAAAAAUCCAAAUUGGGAGACAAAUCAAAUCUAAUUGAUGGCAAACAGUUAAGUAUAUUAAAGAAUCAAAGAGUGAGUAAAAUCAAUUGGAAGACUAUCACUCCUGAUGGCAGUCCUCCUAAAGUGCAAGUUAUUUGUGAUAAUGGAUCAACUUAUACCUCAAAUCAUGUGGUUAUUACUUUACCAUUAGGUGUCUUAAAAAAAGAAUCUGAGAAUCUCUUUGAGCCCAAACUACCCCAAUAUAAAAUGGAUGCAAUCAAUGCAAUUGGUUUCGGAACUGUCAACAAAAUAUUCCUCGAGUAUAGUUUACCACUAAAUAACUUUAUUGAUGUCAGUGUUGAUGAAACCAUAGUUUUGUGGGACGAGAAAAAUCCUCCAAAAUGUAAAGGUUUCCAAAAAAUAUAUUCAGUUUCAAAGAUAACAAACCAUUGUCUACUAUUGUGGGCGUCCGGUAAAGAGGCAGUUGAACUCGAAAAGAUGGACAAUGAAGAGAUCAAUGAAGAGUUGAGUCAAUUAUUACAGCAAUUGUUUAAUAAUUCAAAAUUGCCGAAAGCAGACAAUAUAGUAGUGACCCGUUGGGGAAGUGAUCCGUUUUCUUGUGGCUCCUACUCAUACAUACCAACCAACUCUUCUAAUCGCGACAUUGAGCUCUUAUCUCAACCAAUAUAUGCAGACCCGGCUAAUGAUAAGCCAAUUAUGUUAUUUGCUGGUGAGGCCACCCACCCGUCCUUUUAUUCAACUGUGCAUGGUGCUUUUCUAAGUGGACGAAAAGCAGCAUAUUAUUUGCAAGACAUAAAUGAUAACAUGUCAUCAAUUGAUUCAAAUCACAUUUUAAGUGCAAUAUCUAAACUUUAAAUUAAACUGUUAAACAA